CAUUAGUACUCUAAAAAAAUUUAUCUAAAAUAUCUUUUUUUCAUGUUUUAUUUGUUUGUUUAGCUCACAUAUAAUUAAAAAGUAUGCAUUCAUGUGUCUGUAAUAUAAUAUAUUUGCCAAAAACGAAUGUAGAGAUUAAUAAACGCAUUUCUAUAGCUUAGAAAAUAUAUAUAUACUGUAUACAUUUAUUUUUUUUACAAUUGAGGAGUACCAAGAUAGCUACGCGGGUUUAUACACAUCAUUGAGUUUACCUCGACGUUUGGCCAUCAAUACUCUCUGUAGUGGUGUCCGUAUGGCGCGUUCGUAUAGAUCACGUCACAGUAAGACGACACAUGUUGUGUGGGUUUUGACAACCACCAAAAAGCUAUACAAACUGUUAAACAUACAGAGGUGAAUAUGGCGGACGUUUCUGAGAGGACGCUCCAAGUUUCAAUCGCUAUUUCUUUCGCGGUAGGCUUCCUUUCUGGAUGGCAGGCCAGCCGAGCGAGGAGGAAGUUCUUGGAUUGGAGAAAGAAACGGCUACAGGAUAAACUCUCAGAAACACAGAAGAAACUGGAUUUGGCACGAGAGUAGAGUGUGCUGUGUCAUCACCAAAAUAUACACUACCGGUCAAAUGUUUUUGAACACC
This is a messenger RNA of Salvelinus namaycush (lake trout), 628 nucleotides long. RefSeq names its product mitoregulin-like. Bases 397 to 573 code for a protein of 58 amino acids. The record is from RefSeq and is a predicted model, not a curated record. Gene Ontology annotation, cellular component: mitochondrial inner membrane. Gene Ontology annotation, biological process: positive regulation of mitochondrial membrane potential. The transcript has 2 exons. NCBI's taxonomy places the organism in Eukaryota, Metazoa, Chordata, Actinopteri, Salmoniformes, Salmonidae.